Messenger RNA from Micropterus salmoides (largemouth bass), 3223 nucleotides. RefSeq lists its product as uncharacterized. Gene Ontology annotation, biological process: negative regulation of gene expression. The record is from RefSeq and is a predicted model, not a curated record. Gene Ontology annotation, molecular function: NAD+ poly-ADP-ribosyltransferase activity; transcription corepressor activity. Gene Ontology annotation, cellular component: cytoplasm; nucleus. Bases 144 to 1769 code for a protein of 541 amino acids. The transcript is spliced from 3 exons. Lineage: Eukaryota; Metazoa; Chordata; Actinopteri; Centrarchiformes; Centrarchidae.
GAAUUUGAAGUCGUCUCCAACGCGUAAUGGUGCAAACAAUCACGUCUGCCAUGGCAUGUGGUUAACACUUCAUUUUAUGCAGAAUAUAAUUACCUACAAAAACCUGCUGCUUGCAUUAAGGAUGUAAAUAGAGCUCUUACUGUAUGCAAGAAAAAACAGUAAACACGAUGCUAACGCUAGGAUACGACAAAAUCCAUCACGAUCACACACACAUGCACUCAAACACGAUUCUGAUGACCUCAAAAUCAAUGAUUUCAGUUAUUUUGCUUUGUGUACAUACACAUUGCAAAAUAACGAGGCGACUCUUCCACGCCACCAGAGCCAACUUCAUCCAUCUCAUCAACAAACAAGGCUUUAACCAGAGCUAUGCAGGACAAAAUGGUAACCAAACCAUUGUGUUGCAGCCAGGUUCAACAUUUUUUGGCCUGACUGGAGUCUGCAGUUUUUCAUUGUACUGUAGUUGGAACACGGGCUGGAUGUUGUUGUUUUUUUCCUUUUCUCUAGCUGCAAUGUACGGCAGUGGCUCUUACUUUGCAGUGGACCUGGUCUACUCGGCACAAGGCUACGCCAAGCCCAACGCCAUGAGGCACAAGCGCAUGUAUCUGGCCAGGAUCCUGGUCGGAGACUUCACCCAGGGUAGAGCUGGCCUGAUCACCCCGCCCGCCAAAAGCUCUAGGAAUUCUGCAGACCUGGUGGACACUGACCAAAACCCAAUGAGUUUGCAGUGUCCUUUGCAGCAGUGUGAGGAGGGGUUUAUAUCCUGUGACACUCACACAAAACAGAAGAUACAAGAGAGGCUGCGUAGCUCUUCGGAGAUCUCCCACAGCUACAACCAAGUCAUGAAUCAACCUGACUCAGUUUCUCGCUACCAAAUCCCACAAAGAGCGGUUGAUCAUAGCACACAGUAUGACCACCAGCAGAUCCUCAUUAUGCAGGAUGACCCUACUGUCAGAAAAGCUGCUACUUCUCUUUAUGAGAAACGUCCAGCAGUUACCUCUGUCUACGUUCUUGAUAAAAACCAGAGACCCAAACUGAUCCAGGGUGCCUCUGUGCCUCUGUCAGAGGACAGCAGACUGACGCUGGUAGGCCACGGCGAGAGAGACAGCUCUGGAGAGACGAGACUGGCAGCGUACACGGCUCAAGACGUCGCCAAAAUCAUUCAACGAACCUUCAGGACGGGCGAUAAAAGUGUGGUGGCCUGUGAGGUCGGAUCAGAUAAAGAGUUUGUUGAAACCCUGCUGAGGGAGCUCCGUGAGACCGCCAACAUCGAGACAGAGCUGCACCUCAGGAGUGCUGUGCUGCAGGUCAGACACACAGGAGAGAUCAUCACCCAAGAGAUCUCUAAGGAAGGGCUGCGAUGGAGACAUAAUGAUGAUAGCAAGAAGGUGGUGGCAACCCUCGAUAGGAACGGAGACGUAAUUAUCAGAACUGAGCCUGGCAGGAGAGGAGAGGUAGUUUUUACUAAUGAGAGAAACUUUCUAAUGGGCAAGAAAAAGAACACACAAAAAAAACCUGGCGGUAAAGGAGAGGCAAGUAAUACUCAAGUUACCUACAGAAACAGCUGGCCUGAUGAGCCACAGAUAUUUAUUGACCAGGAUGUUUAUAAAAAUUUAAACAGUUAUGUAAAAACUGGUUGUAUAGAAACUUCAGCUCUGUCCUGGAUUAUCUUUCAUGAAAAACUGCCACUUCCAGAAAAAAUAAAUACAGAAAUUUUGAACUUAAACAAUUUUGUAAUAGGGGAAAGAAUAAAAAAAAAGAUAAUAAGAUAAUAAAUAAUAAAGAUAAUAAGAUAAUAGAUAAUAAAGAUAAUAAGAUAAUAGAUAAUAAAGAUAAUAAGUAUGAUAAAGUGGAUAGAGAAUGAGCAGAACAUUAAGCAUCUUCUUUCGAAGUGUUAUGUGAUUAAAUCAGGAAGAGAUGUCAGAAGUAUCAUCCGUCAUUAUGCAAAGGAUGGAGAAGAUAAAAUCACAUACCUGAUGGUCAAAGACUGGAUAUACGCUGUUCAUCCUGUAAAUCUGUAUAUACAUCUAGUUGGAAAACAGUUUAACCAUGAAAAAGAUCAGAACAGAUGGGAAGCAGUCAAGAAAUGUAUUGAACACCAGGUGAACAUGGAACAAUAUAAUCAGAUUCGAAGUAACAUUAAUGAUAAAAAACAUAAAUUAAUAUAUACUAAAUAUGUGAAAGGUAUUUUACUUGGACAGCACAGAGAGAAUCUUAAGCUAUCCAUUGAAACGGAGGCCUGGUACACCACAUAUUUCAUUGCAUCAGUUAUAGCUGAAUCUGCUAGAAACUUCCGGACAUUUCCUCUGACUCUUAUGGCUCUGGAUAUGACUGAAAGCGAACACCAAGGCAAAUCACUGGAGUUUUUUUUUGAAAAGCAUUCAAUGGCAAGAGGAGGUACUUGGAUUGACCCGAACCUACGAGGAUUUAGAGGCUCAGCAAAACUUCCACCAGAUGCUUCCCCUAGUAGUAAGGCUAAACUUAAAGAAGUCCUAGACAGAGAAGGCGAUUUAUAUAAUUUCUGGAUAAAUACAAAAGAUAAUGCAGUAUUGGAUGAUGAAAAGGUAUUCGAGAUUGUAGAAAAAUUCAAUCUAACUGAAGGUGAUUCAGCUGAAAUUGAAACAAUUGUCAAAAAUUACAGCGAUUUCAAAACCAAAAUAAACAGUGGACCUUCAGCAUCUGGCCCAUAAUGGCGGCUACGCAACUUAGUGUUUGGUGUGCACAUGUUGGAGUUGAAGCUUUCCCUGGUAGGAUGAAGGAACGUUUCUCCUUUGGGAUUCGUUCAUAAAUCCUUGGUAGUGUUGCAGUGAACGCGGUUAGAGCAGUUGUCUCGGGGGCACAUCCCUGGAAACGAGGGGGGUUGCUGUUUAUGCAGUUGCCUUUCUCGCUCCAGUGUUUUUCAGUGCAUAAGUACCCACUGUAAGUAACUGCAUGAAGACUAGGGUUGAGGUUAAUAAGUUUCUGGGUAGGUAGUUAGUGGGACGGCUCUGAUUUUUAUAAUUUUUGCACACCUGAUACUAUCUUGUUAUGGCCGCUGUUGCAGGUUUCUGCCUCUUAAAGGAAGUUUUUCUUUGCCUCUGUCUCCUAGUGCUGCUCUUGGUGGGAACUGUUGGGUUUCUUUAAAUAUCAUAGAGUACGGUCUAUUCCUGCUCUUUAUGAAAAAGAGCUGUGUGAUAACUGUUGUGAUGUGGUGUUAUAUAAAUAAAAAUGAUUUGAAUUGCUUGAU